Parasteatoda tepidariorum (common house spider) is the source of this 5001-nucleotide messenger RNA. Its product is annotated as deoxyribonuclease TATDN1. Gene Ontology annotation, cellular component: cytosol. The record is from RefSeq and is a predicted model, not a curated record. Gene Ontology annotation, molecular function: 3'-5'-DNA exonuclease activity. Lineage: Eukaryota; Metazoa; Arthropoda; Arachnida; Araneae; Theridiidae.
ACUUUUUGUUUUUUCAUCGUCUGCUCGUUUUCCAAAUUUUGAAGUUCCAGUUAUUUAUUUUUUUUCCAUCAAUAAUUUAAAACCUUUUGAAGAAAAGUACUCCUACCGCUUUCUGUUAUUUCUUUUUCUUGAAAUUCCUGAAUCUGGGAAUUUUAAAUGAAAUUCACCUGUACAUUCUUAUGGUAAUGAAAUGGCCGUUCCAGUUAUUAGGCGUAAAAUUAUUGAUAUUGGUGCAAAUCUGACAGAUCCCAUGUUCAGAGGAGUAUACAAUGGCACUAGAAAACAUGUUGACGAUUUACAUGAAGUUUUGAGGAGGGCCGUUGCUAAUGGAGUUGAAAAGAUAUUUAUUACUGGUGGAAGUUUAGAUGACUGCAGAGCAGCACUGGAAAUCUCAAAAUCAUGUGAUAUGUUGUACAGUACUGUAGGCUGUCACCCUACUCGUUGUUUAGAAUUUGAAGCUUGUGGCGAUCCAGGUGGAUAUUUGCAACAGUUAAAACUCCUUGCACUUGAAAAUCGAAUAAAAGUUGUUGCUGUUGGUGAAUGUGGCCUUGACUAUGAUCGGUUAGAAUUUUGUCCAAAAGAAACACAACUGAGGUACUUUGAAUGUCAAUUUGACAUUGCAGAAGCUACAAGACUGCCAAUGUUUCUUCAUUGUCGGAAUGCUUGCAGUGAUUUGCUUACUAUAGUUCGGCGAAAUCGUGACCGUUUUACUACAGGUGUGGUUCAUUCUUUUGAUGGAACAAAAGAAGAUGCUAAGUCUAUUCUUGAUUUGGGAUUGUACAUAGGUAUUAAUGGAUGUUCCCUCAAGACAAGAGAGAAUUUAGAUGUCGUUGCUAGUCUUCCAAUUGACAGGCUUAUGAUUGAAACAGAUUCCCCUUGGUGUGAAAUUCGCACAACACAUGCUGGUGCCAAAUUAGUAAAGACUACAUUUCCAUGCAAGAAAAAAGAAAGAUUUGAAUUUGGUUUUCAAGUUAAAAGUCGAAAUGAACCUGCCAACAUUGUUCAAGUUUUAGAAGUAAUGGCAGCUAUUAGAGGAGAAGAUAUAAAUGAAUUAUCUGAUACACUGUAUGAAAAUACAUGUAAUGUCUUUUUCUCUGCUAGAAAGUGACUUCUUAGAAAGAAAUUUAUUGUUGAUUGUAUCUUUAGAACAGUGUUUCUCUCCUGGAGUGCCAUUUAACAGUAUUCUAAACUGUUUUGUGCUAAUACGAAAUUAUUAAAUUCUUGAGUAUAUUUUAGAUGUUAAACUGUUUAAUGUUUUUUUUAAAAAAGGUUGUUAUUGUGAGAAAAAUUGAGCUAUUGCCAUGUUAUCAAAUUGUUACUCAUUACUUAAAAUCUUUUGAAGCAAAUUCUAUAUUGUAAGUUUGUAGGAUACAGGGAGACACUUUUUAUGUUAAGGUGCAAGCUUUUAUAUUUAUUUUGAAUUAAUCAUAAUAUAAGUUGAUCAAAAUUAUUAAAUUCUUGAGAAUAUUUUAGAUGUUAAACUGUUUCAUGUUUUUUUCCUUUUUAAAAAAAGAAAAGAUGAUAUUGUGAGACAAAUUGAGCUAUUGCCAUGUUAUUAAAUUGUUAAUCAUCAUUUAAAAUCUUUUGGAACAAACUCUAUAUUUUGAGUUUGUAUAUGGAGUUUGGACAUGGAACUAGUUUGGACACUUUAAGUUAAAGUUUAAGCUUUUAAUUUAUUUUGAGUUAAUCAUAAAAUAAUUUGAUCAAAAUUAUUAAAUUCUUGAGUAUAGUUUAGAUGUUAAACUGUUUAAUGUUUUAUUUUUUUUAAAAAAAAAGGUUGUUAUUGUGAGAAAAAUUGAGCUAUUGCCAUGUUAUCAAAUUGUUAAUCAUCACUCUGUAUUGUACGUUUGUAGGGCUAGGGAGCUAGUUUGGACACUUUUUUAAGUUAAAGUUUAAGCUUUUAUCGUUAUUUUGAAUUAAUCAUAAAUUAAUUUGAUCUUAUUCUCUUUUAAUAAUUAUUUUUGUGCACAUUAAUCUUGUGAUAUGGGGUUUAUCAAUUAUAGAAAAGCAAAUAAUUAAUUUGACUUAAAAAAGUACGUUCAUGAAUUAUUGCUCUGAGCAAUGUUUAUCUUUUUCAACAUUAGGCUUCAUUAGUUUAUAAUUAAGAGCUCUACUUUAUUUCAACAGUAUAAAAUAAUUCUAUUAAAAAAAAGUAGCUGGAAAUUAUUUUUGUCCUUAUUUAUAAGAAAAAAAACUAUCUUAUUAAUUAAAUGGAAUUUGACAUCUAUUAUAUACAAUAGUGGGACAAAUUAAUACUUAACUUUUAACUGAGAGACAAAUCUUAUUACUUGUUGAAACAAAUCAUUAAAAGAAUAUCAAAAGUGCCAUUUUUAAAAUUGUAAUAAAAGUAACUGAAUUUCGUAAAUCAUAAGCAUUUUGAGUGAAUAAAAAUUUUAAAUGAAUUAAACUAUUAGUGUUUUCAAUAUUUUUUCAUGUAUUAAACUAUAUUAAAUUAAAAUGCCUUAAUUAUAAACAAAUUAUUUUCUUUACAAAAUCUAUCUACUUUAGUAAAAAAUAACCCUAAUAAGUUAUGAGAUUCCGUAAGCUAAAUCACCUUAAAAAGCUUAACAUAACUAUUUCACUAUCGCUCACAACUUUGUGAAGUCAUUCGUUCAUUUAGGUCUAUGAUUAGUUAUGAAAAGUAAAUAGUAUUUAAAACUGUAACAAGCGUAUUAGUAUAUCUUCUAUAAUUUAAAAGAAUGAGUAUUAAAUAGUCUGAAGUAGCAGCUGAAAAGCCAUAAAAACCUUAUUUUAUAAUUUGUUAGUUAACAAUCAAGUAUGUUGAUGCACAACUGCAUAUAAAAGUGUAAAGAAUAUUUCUCAAAAUUUUAAUGAUGAAUAUCACAUUUAUAAUCAGCAGUCUUCUUUUUCAAAUGACUUUUGAUCUGAGGUCUUAUAAAUCUGUACUUUUUGUAUGAUAAUGCAAUGUUAUUUUAUAAUCCAAUCAACAGAAUUUUUUUGUAUAAUUAAAUCUAUGAUGUGUCUCAAAUCAUUACAUUAUGAAAAAAAAUAUUUUACUAAUAUUUUUCAUUCUGUUGUUUGCUGUUCCAAACUAUAUGAAUGGUGUUUUCAAUAUAAAUGUAAACAGAAACAUAUCUCUUUGUAGUUGCCUACUGCAGCUUAUUGUGCAAGGCGAUAUUUUCAAACAGAUAAUUUUUUUUUCAAUGAAAGAAAUGAAUAAUAUAAUUUCUGAGCAUAAAUCUGCAGCAUUUUACUAAAUAUUAAUGUUGUAAAGUAAUUCUAAUGAAUUUAAAGUGAAAAUUUGUUUUAGGCAUUUAUAGAGAUAUUGUUAAAAAGACAACAUGUGGUUGCUAUGUUAUAAAAACUCCUUAUUUAAUUUAAAAGUUUUUUCUUUUUUUUAAAUUGAAACAUUUUGAUGUUCAUAAGAAUUUUAUUUAUUAAAUUAAUUGAAAUUUUUUUUAAUAUUUUGAGAUUUCUAUUACUCUUAUCUUAUUAGUAUUUUCUUUUUUAAAAAAAUUUCGACACCAGUAUGUUUAGUUUAUUUAAUUUUAAAAUGUUUAAUUUUAUAUAUUUCAAUUUUAGCAUCAAACGUUUUAAAUUUGUCAGUCUGUGACCACUUUUAUUGAAAAUUAAUAUUUUUUAAAUUAAUAUAUUAAUCAACACCUUUAUAGAGCAAACAAUGACUUAUGUAUUUAAAGUUACAUAAGUCAUUACUCAACUUUAUAAUUUGCAUGUGUUUUAUUUUUUGAUUUACAUCUUCAACUGUUUCAUAUUACACUAUUUUAAGUUGUUUAUACAAUAUUUUUUAGGAAUUGUAUCUUUCUUUUUUACCAUUAUAAAUGUAAUAAACACCUAUUUAUUUAUUAUUUUUUUUUUUGGAAAUUAAAUCAAUGACUUUAAUUUACAAUGAAUGUUUUGUUUCCUUGACUUUGUAAACUGUUUAUAAACCUUUAAAGUAUUUCUUGCAGAUAAAUUUUUAAGUCUAAUAUAUUUGUAUUUAUUUGAUUUUUGUUUUGACAUCAAUUUAAGAUUUUAUAAACAUCUUGUUGUUUUGUUUAUAUUUAGACAAUUACACUAGAUUAUUAAAAUUUUGUCUAAAUAUAUUAUUUUAAAAAAAUUAUGAAAUUAUAUUGCCACCAGAGAAAUAUUUUUUGAAGAUUUAUUUCAAGAUAGUUUUUGUCUCAUUUCAUUAACAAUUUUUUUUUAACAACUUACAUGAAUAUUAGGAUUUUCAGCUUAUCUCAAACUCAGUGGCGCUGCAGUCCGAGGAGGGCCGAGGCGUAACAUCUCAGUUCUCUCGACCUUUGGAUCUCGGGUGCAGAUGUUCCGGCUGAAUGAUUAGCCUAAUGUGGAACUCUGUGUGUUUAGUCUUUACUAAACCUGAGUCUAAUUACUAAAACCUGGAGCUAGGAAUCCAGUCUCCAAUUUCUUAGGGCCCUUGUGAGCAUCUAAAUAAUGGAAGUAAAACUUAUUUUUGUAAUUUUUUUUUUUAAAGUAAUUAAAAAUUUUUGAUUUUAAAUGUUUAAAAAUAUUUUUUAGAAAUCAUUAAAAAUAUUUUUUAUAUUUUUAAAGCAAAUUUUGGGAGAAAAAAAUUAAAAAACUAAGUAGCUUUUGUUGCAUUAUUACUUUCUAAAAACUAUCGACUGUUCAAAACACAAUGUAGUGCUUCCCUCUAUGCUGAAAAUUGGGGGGGGGGGAGGAAAUCUCCCUGUUGCCCGCUCUCAAAUCUAUUUCUAUUUUUAUCUAUUUUCUUUUUUGCUUGUUCAUUGCCGCAAUACUUAUUUGAAACCCCUAAAACGCAAACUUUUUUGAACAGGAUUCAAAUAAUGUAUAUUAAAAAUGAUUGCAAAACAUCCGACAUAAAUGAGUGAUGAGUCCGUUCUAUUCAUUACUUUUGAAUCAGAGUUUCUUUUUCAAAGAACUGGUUAGUGAAAUGUAAUAAAGAUGUGUAUAAGGAGAAACACUGCACUAAAGUAUGGUUGUGUAUAGACUAUGCAUAUGUAAUUUUUUUAAGGAAUAAAAUAUGUUGACUAGUUUUUA